Chinchilla lanigera (long-tailed chinchilla) is the source of this 1475-nucleotide messenger RNA. It is a transcript of the gene Elovl1, whose product is annotated as ELOVL fatty acid elongase 1. Bases 127 to 966 code for a protein of 279 amino acids. The transcript is spliced from 8 exons. Gene Ontology annotation, biological process: very long-chain fatty acid biosynthetic process; fatty acid elongation, polyunsaturated fatty acid; sphingolipid biosynthetic process. Gene Ontology annotation, molecular function: fatty acid elongase activity. Gene Ontology annotation, cellular component: endoplasmic reticulum; endoplasmic reticulum membrane. The record is from RefSeq and is a predicted model, not a curated record. NCBI's taxonomy places the organism in Eukaryota, Metazoa, Chordata, Mammalia, Rodentia, Chinchillidae.
CGGUGACAGAAAGUCGGCCCAGCAGAUGAGGAAGUGGCAGGCAGGCUGGCCCGGGGACUCGUCUGGCCCUGCUCCUCCGAGCCCUCCGCCGCUGCCCUCCUGGUCCCCGCUGAGUCCUUAGCCAGGAUGGAGGCUGUCGUCAGCUUGUACCAGGAGAUGAUGAAGUAUGCAGAUCCUCGGGUCCAGAGCUACCCUUUGAUGGGGUCCCCCCUGCUAAUGACUUCCAUCCUCCUAACCUACGUGUACUUCGUCCUCUCCCUUGGACCUCGAAUCAUGGCUAAUCGGAAGCCCUUCCAACUCCGAGGCUUCAUGAUUGUUUACAACUUCUCCCUGGUGGCACUGUCCCUCUACAUUGUCUACGAGUUCCUGAUGUCUGGCUGGCUGAGUACCUACACCUGGCGCUGUGACCCAGUGGACUAUUCCAACAGCCCAGAGGCACUUAGAAUGGUUCGAGUAGCCUGGCUUUUCCUCCUUUCCAAAUUCAUUGAGCUGAUGGACACAGUGAUCUUUAUUCUCCGAAAGAAAGAUGGGCAGGUGACUUUCCUACAUGUCUUCCAUCACUCAGUGCUUCCCUGGAGCUGGUGGUGGGGGGUAAAUUUUGCCCCAGGAGGAAUGGGCUCUUUCCAUGCCAUGAUAAACUCCUCUGUGCAUGUUGUCAUGUACCUGUACUAUGGAUUGUCUGCCCUCGGGCCUGUGGCUCAGCCCUACCUUUGGUGGAAAAAGCACAUGACAGCCAUUCAGCUGAUCCAGUUUGUCCUGGUCUCACUGCAUAUCAGCCAGUACUACUUCAUGCCCAGCUGCGGCUACCAGUACCCAAUCAUCAUCCACCUCAUCUGGAUGUAUGGCACCAUCUUCUUUGUGCUGUUCUCCAACUUCUGGUAUCAGUCUUACACCAAAGGCAAGCGGCUGCCCCGUGUACUUCAGCAAAAUGGUGCUUCAGGUAUCACCAAGGUCAAGGCCAACUGAGAAGCAUGGCCUAGCUAGGCGCCCACCUAAGUGCCUCAGGACUGCACCUCGGGCAGCAUCCAUCAAUGUCCUCUCCACUACACCUGUGACCAGGGCGUCUGUGGUCAGGACUGAGCAGGGGACUCACCCUCCUCACAGCUGGUCUACAGGGACCACUGCUUCCGUUCCACUUCUGCCAGCCAGCUCUGGGGGUGUGGCCUCGUUACCCUCUGCCACUCCAGAACUGGAGGCUGAAAGGGCUGGACACUUACUUUCGUCUCCCUGCCUGAAACUUGGGAAAGAAACACUCAGGGCUGGUCCCCACCAGGGUCUUGUGGCCUUUUUCCUCACACUGAAGAGGUCAGCAAUAAUCUGUCACUAUGGACCAAGGCUCCCUCUCCCUCCUCCACUCCACAAGAAGCAGAGAAGCUUCUGGGCCAAAGAUCAAGGGUGGGUGGCCUGGGAAUGCAAGCUGGAGAGGCUGUGUACUCAUUCACUUGUAUCUUAAUUAAAGUGACAGAGGAAACUAC